This is a messenger RNA of Parastagonospora nodorum SN15, 606 nucleotides long. RefSeq lists its product as hypothetical. Lineage: Eukaryota; Fungi; Ascomycota; Dothideomycetes; Pleosporales; Phaeosphaeriaceae. Gene Ontology annotation, cellular component: RNA polymerase II, core complex; RNA polymerase III complex; nucleus. The record is from RefSeq and is a predicted model, not a curated record. Gene Ontology annotation, biological process: DNA-templated transcription. Gene Ontology annotation, molecular function: DNA-directed RNA polymerase activity; DNA binding. The transcript has 3 exons. Bases 1 to 486 code for a protein of 161 amino acids.
AUGUCCGACUACGGCGGCGACGACUAUGGCGGUGGUGAUGCUGGAUACGAUGACGGCGCUGUCGAGUUCGAUGAGGAAAUGGAGCCCGAUGUCUUUGACGACAACGACGACGAUGCAGCCGGCGGCCAGGACCAAGACGCACAGGAUCAGGAGGACAACAUCGUAGUGUCUGGCGAUGCAAGCGCAGGAGCAGCCGCGAAAGACAAGGUCAAGAAUACGGUCGAAAACGAAAAGGACAAGAAGGUCGCGCCCGAGAACCGCACCACGACCCCAUACAUGACCAAGUACGAGAGGGCGCGAGUGCUGGGAACAAGGGCGCUACAGAUCAGUGGUAAUGCGCCGGUCCUUAUCGAUGUCGAAGGCAUGACCGAUCCGCUCCAGAUUGCUGCAAAGGAGCUACAGGAGAAGAAGAUUCCACUGGUGGUGCGGAGAUACUUGCCAGAUGGUUUCUACGAGGAUUGGACUUGUGAGGAGCUUUUGACAUAGAUGAUUUGGUUUGGCUGCAUUGGGUCCGGAGUUUGUUUGGCGAUAAGGCGGAUCAUAUUCGGCGAAGGGAGUCUUGAGUUCACGAGUUUUUCCCGAAUGCCACCCGAGUUCCGCUUUCUC